Molecule: messenger RNA, 776 nt
Organism: Zea mays
Lineage: Eukaryota; Viridiplantae; Streptophyta; Magnoliopsida; Poales; Poaceae
Product: 40S ribosomal protein S10-1
Exons: 5
Coding region: 83-622 (179 amino acids)
Cellular component (GO): cytosolic small ribosomal subunit
Molecular function (GO): structural constituent of ribosome; RNA binding
Source: RefSeq, marked provisional
CGCUCCUCGAUCCCCAACAGGCAACAGCCCAGCCGCUGUCGCCCUCGUUCCGUAGUACGGCGCCGCCAGAUCGUCAGUCACCAUGAUCAUCUCCAAGAAGAACCGCCGCGAGAUCUGCAAAUACCUCUUCCAUGAGGGGGUCUUGUACGCCAAGAAGGACUACAACCUGGCCAAGCACCCCAAGCUUGAUGUGCCCAACUUGGAGGUGAUUAAGCUCAUGCAGAGCUUCAAGUCGAAGGAGUAUGUGAGGGAAACCUUCUCAUGGCAGUACUACUACUGGUACCUCACCAACGAUGGCAUUGAGCACCUCCGCAGCUUCCUCAACCUGCCAUCAGAGGUUGUGCCUAAUACCCUCAAGAAGUCUUCCAAGCCCCCGUCUCGCCCCUUCGGCUCUGGCCCACCUGGUGACCGCCCCAGGGGCCCUCCUCGUUAUGAAGGUGACAGGCCUAGGUUUGGUGAUAGGGAUGGUUACAGAGGAGGUCCACGUGGCGCUCCAGGUGACUUUGGUGGUGAUAAGGGUGGUGCUCCUGCAGAUUUCCAACCAUCUUUUAGGGGUAGCAGACCUGGCUUUGGCCGCGGUGGCGGCGGUGCUUUCGGUGCUGGUGGAUCUUCCAUGGAGUGAUGUGUCAACAUGAGCUAGCAUAACAUUCGUCUUUGAACUAUGAGAACAAUGAGAUUUUGUUUUGUUUUACCGAGCUGUUGCCGUGGGUUGACAUGGUUUUGUGAUCGUUUUUGUUUAGAUGAAAUUAUUGAAAUCAAGCAGCGAGUUAUCAGUC